AUGGUCUUCUCGGGCGAAUUCCACCCUUUCCGCCUUCCAGUUCCUGGGUUAUGGCUAGAUGUCUUCCAAAAGAUCAAAAGCAUGGGUUUUAAUGGCGUCUCCUUCUACACAGACUGGGGUCUUUUGGAAGCCAACCCAGGAAAUGUUAUGAUCGGCGACAACGGUGUUAACAAUAACACUGAUAUCUGGAAUCUUGAUGAAUUUUUUGCUGCUGCCUCUGAGGCCGGAAUCUAUCUCAUCGCGCGGCCCGGUCCAUAUAUCAACGCCGAAACAUCUGCGGGGGGUAUCCCUGGAUGGGUCCUACGUAUCAAAGGAGUCAUUCGAUCAAUAAGUCCAGACUAUGUGGCUUCCAUCAAGAACUAUAUGUCGAAAGUUGGAAAGAUCAUUGCCGAUGCACAGAUCACGCGAGGGGGGCCGGUUAUCAUGGUCCAACCAGAGAAUGAGUAUACUACCUGGCCAGGACUGACAGAGGAGGAAUUCCCAUCGCAGAUGAACCGUGCGGUUAUGGCGUUGAUGGCGGAAGAGUUGCGUGCUGCGGGGGUGGACGUGCCCAUGGCAAUGAAUGACAACGAAGUGGAAGGAUACUUCGCACCCGGAACCGGACUGGGUGAGGUAGAUAUCUAUGGAAUCGAUGCUUACCCCAUGCGGUAUGACUGUGCACAUCCGGAUGUUUGGCCAACGUACAGGUUUCCUUACGAUUGGAAUAUCUUGCAUGAAGAGCAGAGUCCCUCGACACCGUUUACAAUUAUGGAGUUUCAAGGAGGGGGAGGAGUCACUGAGGAAGGAUGUGCAAUGCUGGUCAAUCACGAAGCCUCUCGAGUGGUAUAUAAGAACAAUUACAGCUUUGGAGUCAAGAUCUUCAACAUCUACAUGACCUAUGGUGGUACAAACUGGGGCAAUCUGGGAUACCACGGCGGUUAUACCUCCUAUGACUACGGUGCCUCCAUCGCCGAAGACCGAACCCUCACACGUGAAAAGUAUAGCGAACAGAAACUGCAAGCCAACUUUUUCAAAAUAUCACCCGCCUAUCUAACGGCAACCCCAGGGAUUGGCAAGAAUGGAUCAUACACAGACAACCCAGGAAUCGCUGUCACUCCCCUGGUUGGAAAUGGCACCGAAACCAAUUUCUACGUUGUUAGACAUGCUGAUUUCACAUUCACGGGCAGCGCGAGAUACAGACUAACUGUGUCGACCAGUAUCGGUAACGUCACCAUCCCACAGCUGCAUAAUGCAACAUUGUCAUUGAACGGACGUGAUUCCAAGUUACACGUCACAGAUUAUGAUGUUGGAGGCAUCAACAUGAUCUAUUCCUCAGCGGAAGUAUUGACUUGGGCACAUAGUCUUGGCUCAACCCGCGUACUGGUUCUAUAUGGUGGACAGGAUGAAGUGCAUGAAAUUGCCUUCUCGCAGGCCUUAUCCAAACCAGUCAUUCUCGACGGACCAGUCUCUGGUAUUGUAAUCAGACAACUACAGGGUUCAUGGGUUAUUCAAUGGAGAGUAACCGCUACUCCUAGGGUGAUCCAAAUGGGAGAUCUCGAGCUUCAUCUUCUAUGGCGUAAUGAUGCGUACAAUUACUGGAUACUAGAACCACCAGCUGUGGAGCCUAUAGGCAACUACAGCUCACCAUCAAAAGAUCUCAUCAUUGUGAAAGCAGGGUACCUCGUUCGGACUGCAAUAAUUCAGAACAACCUCCUUGUUUUGAGUGGAGAUCUUAAUGCAACAACCGCCAUUGAGGUCAUAUCCACGCCACAAGAAGUACAUGGUGUAGUGUUUAAUGAUCAAUUGCUCAACACUACGCUUUCAUCCAGGGGAAAACUUCAUGGGCUCAUCCAGUACAAUCCGCCCACAAUUUCCCUUCCCACUCCCCAUGAUCUUGAAUGGCGAUAUCUCGAUUCCCUUCCGGAGAUUGGUCCCUCCUACGAUGAUGAGGCCUGGACAGUUCUCAAUCAAUCUUGGACCAACAACCCUCGGAACCUCACUACUCCAACAUCCCUUUAUGCGCUUGACUACGGCUACCACACUGGAUCUCUCCUUUACCGAGGGCACUUUAUUGCUAACGGGCAGGAGAGCUUCCUUUUCCUAAAUAUCUCCGGCGGAGCGGGCUUCGGGUAUUCCAUCUGGUUGAACGAUAAAUAUCUCGACUCUUGGACAGGAAGCAGCGAUAGUUCGUUCUAUGCGCAGAAUAUUUCACUUGUUCCUACUGCUAACCUUAUAUCUCUCUCUCUGGGAAAGCCCUACACCAUCAGCAUCCUAAUUGACCACAUGGGGUACGACGAGGAGGCCCCAGGUACAGACGCAAUUAAGUUCCCGCGUGGCAUCUUAGACUACUCACUUUCUGGCCAUGAACAUCACUCUGACCUCCGCUGGAAGAUGACGGGAAACCUUGGUGGCGAACAGUAUUACGAUCUCAUCCGUGGCCCUCUCAACGAGGGAGCCAUGUUCGCUGAACGACAGGGCUACCAUCUACCCUCUCCUCCGAGCAAUACAUGGGAGAUGCGAAGCCCGUUUACGAAAGGUAUCGAGAAGCCAGGGGUUGGGUUCUUCACCACAUCCUUCCCUCUGGAUCUACCGACAGGAUACGACAUUCCGUUACGGUUUGUAUUUGCAUUCAAUGGCUCAACGGACGACGUACAUACGCGAAAUUAUCGCUGUCAACUAUAUGUGAACGGCUUUCAGUUUGGGAAAUUUGUCAAUAACCUUGGCCCGCAAACGGAUUUCCCUGUGCCCGAGGGGAUCCUGAACUACAACGGGAUCAACUAUAUAGCAGUGACGCUGUGGGGCCUAGACGGGGAAGCGAUGCUUGGGCCAAAUGGCUUGCAACUAGUGGCGUCGCGCCCUAUUUGGUCAGGGUAUCGGAAACCAGUUGCGGUGGAGUGGCCAGGAUAUGUGACGAGAAGGGGGGCAUACUAA
This is a messenger RNA of Aspergillus bombycis, 2910 nucleotides long. Its product is annotated as glycoside hydrolase family 35 protein. Gene Ontology annotation, molecular function: beta-galactosidase activity. NCBI's taxonomy places the organism in Eukaryota, Fungi, Ascomycota, Eurotiomycetes, Eurotiales, Aspergillaceae. The transcript has 5 exons. Gene Ontology annotation, cellular component: vacuole. Gene Ontology annotation, biological process: carbohydrate metabolic process. The coding region runs from base 1 to 2910 and encodes 969 amino acids. The record is from RefSeq and is a predicted model, not a curated record.